Molecule: messenger RNA, 7435 nt
Organism: Symphalangus syndactylus (siamang)
Lineage: Eukaryota; Metazoa; Chordata; Mammalia; Primates; Hylobatidae
Gene: SMG7
Product: SMG7 nonsense mediated mRNA decay factor
Biological process (GO): nuclear-transcribed mRNA catabolic process, nonsense-mediated decay
Cellular component (GO): telomerase holoenzyme complex
Molecular function (GO): telomerase RNA binding; protein binding; telomeric repeat DNA binding
Source: RefSeq, a predicted model, not a curated record
AGUCGGCUAUUCCCGUCGGCAGGGGAGGCAUCGCGGCUGUCGUGUGCCGCUCUCCUCCCUCAGGGACCCCGUCCAGGCGGGAUCCCGCCUCCCAGAGCCCAAGGCAGUUGUGGGGAAACCCCUUGCCCUUCGUCGCCGCUUGGCGCUGCCGCCUCACCCUCACGACUCCAGCCCGCCGCCCGCCAGCCUCCAGGCCAUGCAUCCUCUUCGCAGGCCCAGCCCUUUCCACGCCCGGCUCUGAGAGGAAACUACGGAGGUGGUUCCCGCCCGCAGGCGGGUGGAAAAGCCCAUGGUGAAUGCCUCGGGGUGUCCCCCAAUUGCUGUGGGAAGUGGGAAGGGAGGAGGAAGUGGACUUCACCACCGGGGAGAACUAUAUCGAUUCCUAACUUGGGGGAGGCCUUUAGAUGGAAGGGAAGCCAACGGGGAACCCUGGGCGGUUUCCUGGGAAUCCAUUGGCCAAGCGGAGGGUCACCCUGUCCGCACACAUCGGUUACUAUGACAAUAUAACCACAGCCUCCAGUUGCCAUGGCAGCUGCCUAUCCAAUCCGAUUGGCUUCUUUUCUCUUCCUCUCCGGGCCCCACCUUAUCCCCUCCAAGAGUCUCCCAGCGUGCAUGGGGAGGGGCUGCAGAGAAGAGGAGAGGGGGUCCUUUGAGUCACUCUCUACGCGCGAAGGAAGACAAGAGUUGUGGGACUGCUGGGAGGAACUGUAGGAGGAAGGGGCGGCGUUUCCGGUGGGGAAGAGUGGAGGCGUGCAAAAAGGAAGAGGGAAAUCGGCAGGAGUGAUAAGAAGGGGGAAGACUUUGAGUGUAACUCCCGUUCUUUUGGCCUGGGUGUUCCCAGUGGUGGGGUUGGGAUUGCCCCCUUGUGCGGGAGAAGGGUGGAUUGGCAGGAAGCCGCCAAGCGCCACCAGCCGGUCUCUCAGAAGCCGCACAGGUGCCACACAGCUCGUUGAUCCCAAAAAGGAGUGCUACAGAGAGGCGGAAAUCACCGGGACGGACAGGCGCUGCUGAAAUCUCGCGAGAGGUACCCCCACCUCGCCCGGUCGCCGACUUCCUCUGCUUCUCCUCUUCCCCCCGCCCCUCCUCCCACCCCCUCCCCCCCGGGUCGGAGUGUUCCUGCGCCCCACGGGCCAGAGCAGCAGCGAGAGCAGCUUUCCCGGCUCCCUCCCCCUCGCCUCAUUCACCCCCACCCCCCUUGCCGAGCGAGGAGGAGCCGGAGGAGAGGAAGAUGGCGGCGGCCGCCAGCACCCGCGGUGCCGCGGGGCCGCUCCGAGGAGCCUGAGAGACCCACGGAGGCUUCGCGGGAAGACGCGGCGGCGGAGGAUGAGCCUGCAGAGCGCGCAGUACCUCCGGAUUGCUGGGAGGAGUAAUAACUAUAAAAUGAUAAAGACAAUAAUGGCCAACAUUUUUUGAGGGCUUACUUACCAAGGAACAGUCCUAAGUGCUUUACUUCUGUUACCUCAUUUAAUCCUCAAAACACCUCAAUGAGAUAGUCAUUGUGGGAGAAAACGUUUCAUUUAAGUCCCAGAUGAGGACCGAAAACUUGAAAUCAGAGGAGCAUCUGAAAUCAAGUAAUAUUAGGCAGGCAGAAGUCCUGAAGGCUGACAUGACAGAUUCUAAGCUGGGUCCAGCUGAAGUCUGGACAUCCAGGCAGGCUCUGCAGGACCUGUACCAGAAAAUGCUAGUCACUGAUUUGGAAUACGCUUUAGACAAGAAAGUAGAACAGGAUCUCUGGAAUCACGCCUUUAAGAAUCAGAUCACAACACUACAAGGCCAGGCAAAGAAUCGAGCAAAUCCGAAUCGGAGUGAAGUUCAGGCAAACCUUUCUCUGUUCCUAGAGGCAGCUAGUGGCUUCUAUACUCAGUUAUUACAAGAACUGUGUACAGUAUUUAAUGUAGAUUUACCAUGCCGUGUGAAGUCUUCCCAAUUGGGAAUUAUCAGCAAUAAACAGACGCAUACCAGCGCCAUAGUGAAGCCACAGUCUAGCUCCUGUUCCUAUAUCUGCCAGCACUGCCUCGUCCACCUUGGAGACAUCGCUCGAUACAGAAACCAGACCAGCCAGGCAGAGUCCUACUAUAGGCAUGCAGCUCAGCUUGUCCCCUCCAAUGGUCAGCCUUAUAAUCAGUUGGCUAUCUUAGCUUCUUCCAAAGGAGACCAUCUGACCACAAUUUUCUACUACUGCAGAAGCAUUGCUGUGAAGUUCCCUUUCCCAGCUGCCUCCACUAAUCUGCAAAAAGCACUUUCUAAAGCACUGGAAAGCCGAGAUGAGGUGAAAACCAAGUGGGGUGUUUCUGACUUCAUCAAGGCCUUUAUUAAAUUCCACGGUCAUGUGUACCUGAGUAAGAGCUUGGAAAAGUUGAGCCCUCUUCGAGAGAAAUUGGAAGAACAGUUUAAGAGGCUGCUAUUCCAAAAAGCUUUCAACUCUCAGCAGUUAGUUCAUGUCACUGUCAUUAACCUGUUUCAACUUCAUCACCUUCGUGACUUUAGCAAUGAAACCGAGCAGCACAGUUAUAGCCAAGAUGAGCAGCUAUGUUGGACACAGUUGCUGGCCCUCUUUAUGUCUUUUCUUGGCAUCCUGUGCAAGUGUCCUCUACAGAAUGAGUCUCAGGAGGAGUCCUACAAUGCCUAUCCUCUUCCAGCAGUCAAGGUCUCCAUGGACUGGCUAAGACUCAGACCCAGGGUCUUUCAGGAGGCAGUGGUGGAUGAAAGACAGUACAUUUGGCCCUGGUUGAUUUCUCUUCUGAAUAGUUUCCAUCCCCAUGAAGAGGACCUCUCAAGUACUAGUGCGACACCACUUCCAGAGGAGUUUGAAUUACAAGGAUUUUUGGCAUUGAGACCUUCUUUCAGGAACUUGGAUUUUUCCAAAGGUCACCAGGGUAUUACAGGAGACAAAGAAGGCCAGCAACGACGAAUACGACAGCAGCGCUUGAUCUCUAUAGGCAAAUGGAUUGCUGAUAAUCAGCCAAGGCUGAUUCAGUGUGAAAAUGAGGUAGGGAAAUUGUUGUUUAUCACAGAAAUCCCAGAAUUAAUACUGGAAGACCCCAGUGAAGCCAAAGAGAACCUCAUUCUGCAAGAAACAUCUGCGAUAGAGUCGCUGGCUGCAGAUGGGAGCCCAGGGCUAAAAUCAGUGCUAUCUACAAGCCGAAAUUUAAGCAACAACUGUGACACAGGAGAGAAGCCAGUGGUUACCUUCAAAGAAAAUAUUAAGCCACGAGAAGUGAACAGAGACCAAGGAAGAAGUUUUCCUCCCAAAGAGGUGAGAAGGGACUAUAGCAAAGGAAUAACUGUAACUAAGAAUGAUGGAAAGAAGGACAACAACAAGAGGAAAACUGAAACCAAGAAAUGCACCUUAGAAAAGUUACAGGAAACAGGAAAGCAGAAUGUGGCAGUGCAGGUAAAAUCCCAGACAGAACUAAGAAAGACUCCAGUGUCUGAAGCCAGAAAAACACCUGUAACUCAAACCCCAACUCAAGCAAGUAACUCCCAGUUCAUCCCCAUUCAUCACCCUGGAGCCUUCCCUCCUCUUCCCAGCAGGCCAGGGUUUCCACCCCCAACAUAUGUUAUCCCCCCUCCUGUGGCAUUUUCUAUGGGCUCAGGUUACACCUUCCCAGCUGGUGUUUCUGUCCCAGGAACCUUUCUUCAGCCUACAGCUCACUCUCCAGCAGGAAACCAGGUGCAAGCUGGGAAACAGUCCCACAUUCCUUACAGCCAGCAACGGCCCUCUGGACCAGGGCCAAUGAACCAGGGACCUCAACAAUCACAGCCACCUUCCCAGCAACCCCUUACAUCUUUACCAGCUCAGCCAACAGCACAGUCUACAAGCCAGUUGCAGGUUCAAGCUCUAACUCAGCAACAACAAUCCCCUACAAAAGCUGUGCCGGCUUUGGGGAAAAGCCCGCCUCACCACUCUGGAUUCCAGCAGUAUCAACAGGCAGAUGCCUCCAAACAGCUGUGGAAUCCCCCUCAGGUUCAAGGCCCAUUAGGGAAAAUUAUGCCUGUGAAACAGCCCUACUACCUUCAGACCCAAGACCCCAUAAAACUGUUUGAGCCGUCAUUGCAACCUCCUGUAAUGCAGCAGCAGCCUCUAGAAAAAAAAAUGAAGCCUUUUCCCAUGGAGCCAUAUAACCAUAAUCCCUCAGAAGUCAAGGUCCCAGAAUUCUACUGGGAUUCUUCCUACAGCAUGGCUGAUAACAGAUCUGUAAUGGCACAGCAAGCAAAUAUAGACCGCAGGGGCAAACGGUCACCAGGAGUCUUCCGUCCAGAGCAGGAUCCUGUACCCAGGAUGCCAUUUGAGGACCCCAAGAGCUCCCCUCUGCUUCCUCCGGACCUGUUAAAGAGUCUGGCUGCCUUGGAGGAAGAGGAAGAGCUGAUUUUUUCUAACCCUCCUGAUCUUUACCCGGCUCUGCUGGGGCCUCUCGCCUCUCUUCCUGGACGAAGCCUUUUUAAAUCCUUAUUGGAGAAGCCCUCAGAACUCAUGUCACAUUCAUCCUCUUUCCUGUCCCUCACCGGAUUCUCUCUCAAUCAGGAAAGAUACCCAAAUAAUAGUAUGUUCAAUGAAGUAUAUGGGAAAAACUUGACAUCCAGCUCCAAAGCAGAACUCAGUCCCUCAAUGGCCCCCCAGGAAACAUCUCUGUAUUCCCUUUUUGAAGGGACUCCGUGGUCUCCAUCACUUCCUGCCAGUUCAGAUCAUUCAACACCAGCCAGCCAGUCUCCUCAUUCCUCUAACCCAAGCAGCCUGCCCAGCUCUCCUCCAACACACAACCAUAAUUCUGUUCCAUUCUCCAAUUUUGGACCCAUUGGGACUCCAGAUAACAGGGAUAGAAGGACUGCAGAUCGGUGGAAAACCGAUAAGCCAGCCAUGGGUGGGUUUGGCAUUGAUUAUCUCUCAGCAACGUCAUCCUCUGAGAGCAGUUGGCAUCAGGCCAGCACUCCGAGUGGCACCUGGACAGGCCAUGGCCCCUCCAUGGAGGAUUCCUCUGCUGUCCUCAUGGAAAGCCUAAAGACAACUGGGCAUUUGACCUCCGCUGACAAGAUCUGGACUGUUUUUCAGUCUAUCUGGUCCAGUUCCAUGAUGCAUCCUGGACCUUCCGCUCUGGAGCAGCUGUUAAUGCAGCAGAAGCAGAAACAGCAACGGGGACAAGGCACCAUGAACCCUCCACACUGAGGACAAAGUGGCAACCUGGGAAUGAAGGCUCCAUAAACCAUGGCAUGUUGGGUUUGCAGGACUGGCCCACACAGUCCCCUGCAGGUGGCAGCCCUCUUUUCUGUUUCUCGCUGUCAAGAGGGUGUAAGUAUUCCACCAGCCCGCUGAGUGUGCACGAAAUGUUCGCAGUGCAACAAAAAGAAAAAUCCAUCAGGAACUCUCCGUCCCCCCGGGGCCUUCCGGAGGGAGAGAGAGAGGAACUGCUGUUUAUCUCACUCAGUUACUUGGUAUCACCGCCUCUCAUCUUCUCCAUCGUGCAUGUCCCCAGCCACAUGGGAAGUGAAAGCUGAGAAGGGAAGGCAGAUGGGAGAAGCCAAUGGGAACUUCUCAGUCCUUUUUUCCUCUUUGGGGAAUAAAAUAGGAAUCCAUUAAUGAUUACUUUGCUGACUGAGAAUGUAGUUGAAAUUAUUCUUAAACAUCUUUUAUUAUUACUCUCAGUAGUAAAAUAUCACACUGAAUUCUUCCAUACACAGGUGUGCUUCUAGUCAGUGUGUAGCAAGGAAAGCCCCGUUCACUGCUCCUGUGAGAGGUUGGUGGUGACAGGAUGGGGAACCGACCUCUUCAGCCAGUGGAAAUGUUCCAUAAGGGAGAGUUCAAGGCCUCUCAGAAGGCUCUGGUAGGCCCUUCUCUGGCCAGGAGACUCCAGCAGGAAAUGCCCUUCACUCUGUAGGUGCUCGAGCCCCAAUCGAGGAUACAGUGUGGGUGGUGGUGCUGGGCUGGACUAGCAGGUGACUGCUGUAGGAUUUCACAUUACGUUUUUGAUUCCUGUAAAUUUUACAGUCGCACAGCAAGCAGUCUCACAGGAGGCAGGCUAGUCCAUUCACAGCCUGGCACGUUCUAAUAGGUAGAAGCUUUCAGUGUGGUUAUUUUUUCUUUGGUUGGUUUUUGUGCCCCCAUUCUACUUCCCACCCUCCUGCCCCAUCUCCAUCCUUUCUUUACCCAAUGCUGUAUGCUAGUAAUUGUUUUUAUUCCUAAUGUGUGCAACAUCACAUCUUCCCAAGAAGCAACAGCAUGGGGUCCAGCAGUUGGGGCCCAAAAGACAGUCUGAAGAGGAAGGAAGCAGCAGUAUCUGCGUAGCCCACAGAGGGCCCAGGCCCCUGCCCAGCUGCAGUCUCCCAGCCUCCACUUUCAGAGUGAAAUUCAAGGCAGCGUGGACAUGUGCCCAUCACGCACAGAAGAAAACACGACGUCGUCCAUUUUGGAAGAGACGAAAGAAAGGAAAAUAAACUCUUUAUUUGAUAUUUAUUAGGAGGAAAGAGGACUGAAAAUGUUCUUGUGUAGAAACAGAAGGACAGCAUUUCUGUUAGUCAUUUCCUGGAAAAGUAAUAUUUUAAGGGGAAAUUAUGGAAACAAUCUAAAUGUUCAAUUGCUGUGCUAGUGGUAGGGUUUAUUUUCUGGGAGGUCUCUCCUUUGUGUGUCUGUGAGUAUGUUUGUGUACACACACAUGCCCAUCUGCUGUCCGAGAGGGGAGGGGUUGUGUGUGUGAGUGUAUGGAGUUAGUGUGGAACUUAAGAGCUGGAACACAGCUGUAGAGCAAAGCACAUCCAGGAGCCCCGGUUGUCACUGGAGUCUGGGCAACCCCAGCAAUGAAAAGGGGUGAGAUAAUGCUCAUUGCUCUUCAGAGAGAGUGGUUGGAGCCCACCCCCCCGUAUGCUUACAUUAUUGCUCUUUUAGUUUGACAUGGUGUUUGGGUUUUGUUUUGUUUUUUUGAAAGGUCUGAAAAGGUGAAACCCCCCCACCCAAUGGCAAUAUGAAACCUUUUGUGCUUCUCUUCAGCCCCUUCCCUGUGUCCACCUUUCUCUCCUCUUCCCAAGCCUUUUUCCUACUACCUUUACCCAGUUUGUGUGUUUGAGCUCUGCAUUCAGGCAGCUGCAACAUUCCAGUGUUUGAACUGUCACUGAUUCUUGCGCCCUAGACAAGCUAACCAGGUUUACCAUCUCACUCCCAGUAAUACCCAGCUCCCAUCUAAAGCCCCAUUCUGCAUGAGAAUUUGGUGUUUGGAAUGUUUUCUGACUCUUGGGGCGGGAUUCCUCGCCUUAUCAUCCUCACUGUGGAGUAAUGAGGAGGGAGAGGAGAACCUUAAUCAGAAACUGGUUUUGUGUAGUAAACUUUCUUUUGUGGUUUUUUGUUUUGUUUUCUGGGUUUUGUUUUUUGUUUUUGUCUGUCUGUGCAAGACCUGCAGCUGCUGAAAAUCAGCUUUGCCUUUAAUUAAACCAUGUCUCUCCAACCGGA